This is a messenger RNA of Gongylonema pulchrum, 273 nucleotides long. The record is from the annotation of a GenBank genome assembly. NCBI's taxonomy places the organism in Eukaryota, Metazoa, Nematoda, Chromadorea, Rhabditida, Gongylonematidae.
AUGAGAGCUGCAUAUCUUUGCGCAGCGGGCAUUGCGACUCUUUUGAACCGAAUGCGGAAACCGUUCGUGACAGUUGGCGUCGACGGAUCGGUGUACCGAUUUCAUCCGAACUUCCCGCGACUUCUUGACGAGAAGAUCGGACAUCUUGUUGAUGAGUCCCUCGAGUAUCAGUUGAUGCUUUCGGAGGACGGAAGCGGUCGUGGAGCAGCCCUGGUUGCAGCAGUUGCAUCGCGUAUCAAUCGUGAAAGCGGUGCUCGUCCAUGCGCCAAUUAA